AUGAAUAAACAAAAGCAACCAAUAAUCUCUCCUAAUUGGAUUAAUGAAAUUUAAUAGGCAUCAGAUCCCCUCACUCAUUCCUAAAUGUAUAUCAAGCAUUUAAGUGAUGGUAUUUAUAUAUGAUUAUUACUUUGAAUUAAGAGUACUAUUAUCGCACAAUAAAACAUUGAAAAUUAGAUUAGAGAUCUAUGAGAAAGAACCGAUAACAUAUUCAUAAAUCACUAAAGCCAUAGCAUCAAAUAGAGCAAAUGAUAAAUUAAAUGAUUAAAAUACACAAUAAAAACCUAAUUAACAGUUAGUUUUUAAUAUUAUAAAUAGCAAAACUAAUUAAGGAAAUAGCAAGGAUAGUUUGUAAGAGAGUUUGGGUCCAGCAAUUGAAUAAAUUAAGGAAUUAUAAAAAGUAAUUGAGGAAUUAAAAAAAUAAAACAUAGAGUUGCAUGAGCAAAUGAAAUAAAAGUUAUCAACAAUGAAAUAAGCCAAAAUAGUAAUACCCCAUAAAUUUGAAGGUCAUGAUUAUGUAGGCGAUUAAUUAUUGAUUGGAAAAUCUACUUUAGUUAAUGUAAAGAAAAUAUCGUAUGAACCUUUUCAUAAAUCCUCUUUGAAUUAAUAAAAUUCAUCGAAAGAUAAGUAUAGAGCAUUACAAAUGUAUUUAGAUAAAUAUAGAAUUUGAUUAAUCAGAAAAAGUACUUAGAAUAAGAAAUCCUUCAUUUCAAGGAAACGGGAAUAAUUAGAAAGCCUAAACUUGAAGGACAAGAUUUAGAAAGUAUCAUCAAGAGAUACGAGAAAAACAAGUCUAUGGCUGCAGCUCAAGAGAAAUUCAACAAGUAAAUAAGAUAGCAGGAAGACUUGAAGGACCAGUAUUUGUAAGCAUUGAUAGAGGAAACCUUUCUAUUGCAAUAACAAUUAAGAUUGAUGACUCAAUCAAAGUCUUGA
Paramecium octaurelia is the source of this 933-nucleotide messenger RNA. Lineage: Eukaryota; Ciliophora; Oligohymenophorea; Peniculida; Parameciidae. The record is from the annotation of a GenBank genome assembly.